AUUGAUUGCUUUAACCGAUAUUUAAAAUGAAUAAUCUCACAUCCCUAAUAUAAACCCUCUUUCCGUUGUAGCCUCUGACGAAAGGAAGUGAAAAUGGCUGCACAUAAAUCGUUUCGGAUCAAGCAGAAAUUAGCUAAAAAGCUAAAGCAAAACCGAUCAGUACCACAAUGGGUUCGCUUGCGGACUGGAAAUACUAUCCGGUACAACGCCAAGCGUCGUCAUUGGAGGCGCACUAAGUUGAAGCUGUAAAUUUGUGGAAAUGCAGCUUGUGUAAUUUCAAUUUUCCAAGAAUUAAAUAAAUGUAUUGAAAUACAGACAUAAAAAUCAGAUAUAUACAGAUA
This is a messenger RNA of Drosophila novamexicana, 341 nucleotides long. It is a transcript of the gene RpL39, whose product is annotated as 60S ribosomal protein L39. The transcript has 3 exons. Gene Ontology annotation, biological process: translation. Lineage: Eukaryota; Metazoa; Arthropoda; Insecta; Diptera; Drosophilidae. Gene Ontology annotation, cellular component: ribosome; cytosolic large ribosomal subunit. Gene Ontology annotation, molecular function: structural constituent of ribosome. The record is from RefSeq and is a predicted model, not a curated record. The coding region runs from base 94 to 249 and encodes 51 amino acids.